Monoraphidium neglectum is the source of this 699-nucleotide messenger RNA. RefSeq lists its product as hypothetical. The coding region runs from base 1 to 699 and encodes 232 amino acids. Gene Ontology annotation, biological process: protein secretion. The record is from RefSeq and is a predicted model, not a curated record. Gene Ontology annotation, molecular function: guanyl-nucleotide exchange factor activity; protein binding; GTPase activator activity. NCBI's taxonomy places the organism in Eukaryota, Viridiplantae, Chlorophyta, Chlorophyceae, Sphaeropleales, Selenastraceae. The transcript is spliced from 6 exons. Gene Ontology annotation, cellular component: endoplasmic reticulum membrane.
AUGGGCCUGUACGGGGCCGCGUGGCCCCUCGGCGACCACUUCUUUGUCUGCGGUGGCGGCGGUCACGGGUUGGUCAACAGGAUCGUCUGGGCGUCGUUCCGCGGCGGCAGGAUGGUCCUCGCUCCCAGCGGCAGCGCCCUCAUACUGGGCAUGAACGACGGCGGCGUGCGGCGCUUCCAAUUGGACCUGUCGGGGCCGUCGCCGAGGCUCAUAGAGGUCUCGGCUGCGUUCACGGAGCGGUUCCAGUGCCUGCAGGAGGAGGUGGACUCUAUGGCGUUCACGCCUGACGGCGCCCUGCUGGCCGUUGGGUUCAGCACUGGGGACCUCAAGGUGCUGGCCUACCCCACCAUGAAGCCCCUGGUGCACUGGAAGCUGGAGUCUGAUGUGAAGGACCUCGAUUUCGCGUGGCAGCACGGCGGCGGGCCGCAGCAGGGGCCGCUGCUGGCCACUGUCUGCGACAAGGGCACCUGCCAGCUGUGGGACGUGCGCAGCUGCUCGGCGGUGUGCCAGCUGCAGCUGCCGAGGGGCCUGGAGCGGGCCAAAUUCAGCCGCUGCCGAUUUUCGAGGUCCGCGCCCAUCCUGUAUGUCACGAUGAACCUGGUGAGGGGACGCAGGCCGCCGCGUAUCAAGCCUGCUGAGUGUUCUAGCCGGGCCACCGAGCGGCCGCGCCACGCUGAGGUGUGCGGCGCUGUGGUGUGA